UCCCGGACAAACUAGAUCCAGCCUGGCCCGACGCGCCUGUGCUGCGCUUCAUGGAUGCUUCAGCAGCUCAGCAUCCUCAGCCCUGCCCAGCUCAGCGGAACUGAAGCACAGUGACACGGACAAAUCUCACCGCUCUCUCCUCCUGAGGCUCUACUAUACACUGCAUAUACUAGAGUGUCUCCUAGUGGUGUUUGCCAUGGCAAACAGAGGGCCCAGCUAUGGACUGAGCCGGGAGGUGCAGGAGAAGAUCGAGCAGAAGUACGACCCAGACCUGGAGCAGCGGUUGGUGGACUGGAUAGUCGCACAGUGUGGGGGAAACCUGGAGAGGCCGCAGACGGGCAGGGAGAACUUCCAGAAGUGGCUGAUGGAUGGGACGAUCCUCUGCAGGCUUAUCAACAGCCUUUAUCCGAGGGGGAAGGAGCCUAUCAAGAAGAUUCCAGAGACUCAGAUGGCCUUCAAACAAAUGGAGAAGAUCUCUCAGUUCCUGCAAGCAGCUGAAGCUUAUGGAGUUAUAACCACUGACAUAUUUCAAACUGUAGACCUCUGGGAAGGAAAGGACAUGGCGGCAGUGCAAAGAACUCUCAUGGCUCUGGGGAGCAUGGCGGUCACGAAGGAUGAUGGUCAUUACAGAGGCGACCGUGACUGGUUUCACAGGAAAGCCCAGGGAUAUCGGCGAGAGUUCAGUCAAGAGCAGCUCCGCCAAGGCCAGAGUUUGAUCGGCCUGCAGAUGGGCAGCAACCGCGGGGCUUCCCAGGCUGGUAUGACGGGCUAUGGUAUGCACCGUCAGAUCAUGUAGACCACCCACUAGCUAACCCGCUCCCCUGCUUCCAGACCUUAUUUUCUACUAAUGCCACAAAAGUUGUAACAGUCAUAUCCUUUGUAGCGCCUGCCAUGUUAACCUCAACUUCCCUGGAACUGCUGCUUUUCCCAAACAGAGUGUUUGUGUCAAAUGCUGUAGACCCCCGUCUGCAAGCUCCUGCCCCUGUUCCUCUCUUCCGUUUUGCCAUGUGCUGCUCCCUCUGUAGCUUCGUUAACUCUGUUUCCUCACUUUCUACGUCCAGCUGAUUAAUGUGGAACACCAAGUCAUUCAAGGUCAAUUUGGUCUGAUUGAGAAUUUAAGAUCUCUACACAAAACAAGCCAUCAGUGUUAUAAACAUUUCAGAUCUGAGAUACUGCUACAGCAUGUUGUAUGCUAUUUACUUGUAUUUAUGUAUCCAUGUAUUUACAUUUAUCAUUGGUUACUGCUUUCGGAUGGUCUGUACCUGUGUAAUUAUUUAGCCUUAAACCUAAUGGAACGACUAACGAUGUCUCUGCUGUCUUGUCUGAAGACUUGUUGCAGUAUCCUCUGUAACCAAAUCAACCUCACGUUGUGCCUGGUUAUGGGACUACAGAGACUGGGUCCUGAUAUAUUGGCCUCAAAUUCUAAAUGAGUCUGACUCAUUCUGAGCCAUGCCCUUGUCAUUUGUUUGUUAGAUUACAUCUUUGUGUCCAUUUUGUGUCCAAGCAAGGAAAUGUGCAGUAGCCAACAUGUAUGAUAGUGAAGUUUCCAUGUCUGGUGCCAGGUAAAGACAUUGCUUGAAUGUGCACUUUUAUGUAUUGUCAUGUUUAUAUUUUUUAAAUAUAUUUAUAUCUGGAAGCUUGUGAGAAGAAUCACUGA
Messenger RNA from Chelmon rostratus (copperband butterflyfish), 1657 nucleotides. RefSeq names its product transgelin 3b (gene tagln3b). Lineage: Eukaryota; Metazoa; Chordata; Actinopteri; Chaetodontiformes; Chaetodontidae. Gene Ontology annotation, molecular function: protein binding. The coding region runs from base 197 to 796 and encodes 199 amino acids. The record is from RefSeq and is a predicted model, not a curated record. The transcript is spliced from 5 exons.